Messenger RNA from Ostreobium quekettii, 915 nucleotides. NCBI's taxonomy places the organism in Eukaryota, Viridiplantae, Chlorophyta, Ulvophyceae, Bryopsidales, Ostreobiaceae. The record is from the annotation of a GenBank genome assembly.
AUGCACCUUGCUGGUUAUUACCUGGAAACAUGUGGCAGAGAUUUUCACAUGGUUCGAACGCCUGAUUGCAUUGUUGGCGACAUGCAUUGCUUCGACUGGUUUCUUCUGAUGAUUGCCUGGAAUGGUUGCGUAUCAGCCUGUCGUCUGUGUCUCCCCACAGAUUCAAUGCCCAAAUCUCCGGCUUUGCGCGAAACAUGCGGCACAGACAGCGGCCUGUACUCAGCCGAACUGGGCCACGAAGCCUCAUCCUUGCGUCCACACUCUGAUCCUGAGGACGAGCUGGAAACAGACUGGGAUGCAGAGUUUGAGGACUAUGUUGGGAUCAGCGCCCCGCUGUACCAAGUGGUGGAGGGUGUGUUCAACAUUCCGGCACAGAAGUUCUUCAGGAGACAGGUAUUUCAAGCUGUACGGCAGUUGCUGUCGAUGCUUGCUGGUGACGUCAUCGACGUGUACUUGGUAGAGCAGUUGAAGAGCCUGCGCACAGAGCACACCAUAGCCCGGAUGAUCCACAUGCUGAAGAGCGCCCUUUGGCCUGGGGGAAAGUGGUUCGGUUCCUUGGGGUCCAUCGCUGCGGCUCGACCGUCCAGUAGAGGGGGCCGACCAACAGGCAUAGACAAGGACAAGUACCUUGAGCCCCUGCUCCGGCCGCCCGACGAAGAGGAGAUGGUGGAGCGCAUGCGCCACCGGCUCAUAACGCAGGCCACUCCGGCCUUCACCCACCUGCUGGGCAAGAGCACCUACUUGGAGGGCAUGCAGGACGUUUUCGACAUGCUGCAGCUGCCCACCUUUGUCACCCAGCUGGGAUACGGCGUGAUGGAGAUCGCGGUGCUGGCCCUGUACCCCGAGCUGAAGGACAUCUUCAGGAGAAUACACGGGCCAGACAAAGCCCACAGGGACGGGGGCCCGGCCUCCUGA